CUGUAAAUCACGAGACGAAUCUUUUAAUGUUAGUUAGUUCAUGAUUGGAUAAUAUUUAUCACAAACAAACGAAAUUGCUACGGUACCGAAAACUUUUCACUUUUCAGAACUAAACAAGACCCCAUUCGCUCACAAAAGCCCAACGUACCUUCUCUCCCCCGUGCUCUCCCAGUCAUUCUCCAGCCUUGACCUUAGGGCAAGACCAAACACCACGCACGUUGCAGUACCCACAAGGCUCUAGUACACCUCCCAGCUCUCGAUCCAAGAUGGAUCCCACGCUACGGGCAGUGCUGGGCCACGGCGGAGGCGACGGCGGGGCGAGAGGAGGAGGAGGAGGAGGAGGCGCCGAGCGCUUCCGGGGCGUGAGGAAGCGGCCGUGGGGCAGGUACGCGGCCGAGAUCCGCGACCCGUGGAAGAAGACGCGGGUGUGGCUGGGCACGUUCGACACCCCCGCGGAGGCCGCCCUCGCGUACGACCGCGCCGCGCGCACGCUCCGCGGCGCCAAGGCCAAGACCAACUUCCCCGACCACGCCGGCCAUCUGGCGCCGCUUCUGCGACUGCGUCAACCCCCGCCGCAGCCCGUCUCGUUCGGAGGCGUCAACAACGUCGACUGCCCUACUACUCCGUGGCAAUUCGUCUACCUCCAGACCCCGACAACGGCCGCGGCUCCGCUUCCCCCGACGACUGCAGCGAUGCCGCCGCUGGUGACAACCGAGCCACCGUCAACGGCGCUGGAGCUGGGCAGGGGACAGAGGUGUGGCGGCCUCCCCUUCGACCUCAACGAGGCGCCGUCAUGCUGAUGCUCGAUCGGAUUGCCUGUGACGAGGCUGCAGUGCCGGAGUGCCAAAGGUGGUGGUGGUGAGCAGGUGAGGGCUCAGGGCUGCGCUGGCCAAGGGGGGUGAGAGUAGAGUAGUGUGGUGCACUGCAGUGGUCCGGCUAGCUGUACAUACCUGCUAUUUAAGGAAAGCUUAGACCUGUCUUGCUGGGCUGGUUCCUUUGUUUUCGUUUAAAGCGUUGCCAUUUGUGGUGCCCUGGUGGGGAUGCUUGUGUCGUCACCGCAUUCCGCAGGCUGGGUUUAGCGCGGUAAAAGGAAGGCAGGGUAGGCUCGGCUGGGUCCUUGGUGCUGCUGGUGGCCUUCGCCACCGACGGCGCGCCGCAAAGAUGGCUUUCUCGUGCGGUCGUCGUGCAUGCUGCCCUGAGGCCCAGGCAGCAGUUGUUUUACCACCUGCACAUGCAAUCUUUUGCCCUAAUAAUGUGGAUGCACCCAUCUACUGGACAGCGGAGUGUAACGUCGUGCAUUGUGGUUUACGGAUCCAUCCAAAGCUCGGUGAGCUACGUGACA
Messenger RNA from Sorghum bicolor (sorghum), 1342 nucleotides. Its product is annotated as ethylene-responsive transcription factor 12. The record is from RefSeq and is a predicted model, not a curated record. Bases 267 to 800 code for a protein of 177 amino acids. NCBI's taxonomy places the organism in Eukaryota, Viridiplantae, Streptophyta, Magnoliopsida, Poales, Poaceae. The transcript has a single exon. Gene Ontology annotation, molecular function: DNA binding; DNA-binding transcription factor activity. Gene Ontology annotation, biological process: regulation of DNA-templated transcription.